CCAUCUUUGUAUGAGCAUACAAAAGGAAACUGAGGUGAUUGAGGACAAACAGCCAGAUUAAUGCUCUGUGACCAGCUUGAUUUCAAGUGGAUUUCAAAUGGAGUCACCAGUGCCUUCUACCAGCUUCAUCACUUCUCCAAAUGACCUCAUAAAACCAAACACAACAAACAUAACACAAGCUUUCUGUGACUUUUCAAAGAUCCCAGCAAACCCAUUUUUCAUAUUUGCAUAUUCACUAGUGUGCAUUGUCAGUCUUGUGCUGAACUGCAUCACAAUACGGGUGUAUUUCUGCACUAAUCAUCAAGUCCAGUCCAGUUUCACAGUUUACCUGAAGAACCUAGCCACAGCUGACUUCCUCAUCUGCCUCUCUUUACCUGUGCGCAUAGCUACUUAUGCCAACUUUUCAGUGAUAAUGUACAACAUUUACUGCAGCUUUGUAAUAGCAGCCUUUUAUGUUAACAUGUAUGCAAGCAUUCUCUUCAUGGACUUUAUUGCUGCAAACAGGUACCUGAAGAUUGUCCGGCCGUUGGAGACUCAUGCUCUGCAGACAGUGCACACUGCACGCUACAUUUCUGUAGCAGCUUGGUUCUUAUUGUUAUCCCUUUCAUCUAUCUACAUAAUCCUCUUUCUCCAGACCUCCUGGGGUAACAGUCGAAGGCCUGAAGGAAUUAGCUGUGAGUCCUUACACAGUCCCCAGUUUGCCAUGGCCUACAAAAUCAUCAACAGUUGCAUCUUUGUGUUCUUCAUUUUUUUGCUGAUAUCUCUGAUUCUUCUGUACUUGAGGACACUGCAAAAGCUCAGAGAAGCUCAGAUGUCCACACAGGUCACAUCCAAUAGUCAUAAGAUUGAAAAAUCCAGGCGUAAUAUGUUAGUUCUAUUGGUCAUUUUCUGUGUGUGCUUUGUGCCCUAUCACCUGAUGAGACUGACUUACACGUUCAUCAGUCCCCUACUGGAUGACUGUACAACUGCACAGGUAUUCUUCAUCCUGAAGGAAGUGACUGUUCUGAUGUCAGUGCUAAAUGCCUGUUUGGAUCCACUUAUUUACUUUCUCUUUUGCAAGGCCUUCAGAGCCCAGUUCAGCUUUAUGAAAAAACGUCACCAACCUGACAGCGAACGAAGGCAAAAUGGGAGAUAAAGGAAGUGAAGGAAACUAGUAAAUGAUUCCAAGUCAUGAAACUCUACAUGGCACAAGCUGAUAGGUCCUUUGACAUGCAAUUUUUUAUCAAGUCAGUUUGCAUACUCUCUCUUUGUCUAACAUUUAUAUUGCCUCAGUUUUUUGCAAGUAAGCCAGUUUCACUGCAGAGCAUCAUGAGAAGUUUCUCCCUGAAACCCUCCUCCUCUUCAGCACCACAGUCUAGAUUUGCAUCCAGAGAAUUGUGUAUAUACUGUUUGUAUAACUAAAAUGUUUUCUUAGAAUUGUCAUAACUGAACUUGUUUAAAAAUAAAUAAAUAAAUAAAUGAAAAAAAAAAAAAUACUUUGUACUUUGCUUUGUGACAAUACUUUUGAGAUGUAUUUUAGCAUUUACGGAUUGGCGCUAUUC
Myxocyprinus asiaticus (Chinese sucker) is the source of this 1541-nucleotide messenger RNA. RefSeq names its product P2Y purinoceptor 14-like. Gene Ontology annotation, molecular function: G protein-coupled purinergic nucleotide receptor activity. Gene Ontology annotation, biological process: G protein-coupled receptor signaling pathway. NCBI's taxonomy places the organism in Eukaryota, Metazoa, Chordata, Actinopteri, Cypriniformes, Catostomidae. The transcript has 3 exons. Gene Ontology annotation, cellular component: membrane. The record is from RefSeq and is a predicted model, not a curated record. Bases 98 to 1135 code for a protein of 345 amino acids.